AACACCUGUGUGAAACCUGCAGUCUGUUACAGGGAAGGUUGACUGUAUGCCAUGGUGGUCCUUAACGCCGAAUUUCUCCGCGUUUUAGCGUAAAUAAAGUGAACUCCUGCGGUGUAAUUGGCUGUAGUCCUGUGCUUUUUAACAUGGAAGAAGAGACGGCUAAGGAGACAGUUAAAACGCCGGGCAGGAUGCCGCUGAACGCUGGAGACCCCGGGUACGGCAGCGUGCCCGGCCCCGGGCUGGCAGUCGCUGUGGGGGAUUCGGAGUCAGCCCCGUUGCUCAUCCCGGAACCAGCAUCAGAGCCGGUCCAAAGGUGGGUGCCCAUGUCCAAGGAGGAGUUGGAGGCGGCCGCGGGAGGUCCUGGGUGGAGGAAGGUCCGUUGUUACCUGGUGCUGCUGUUCUGGAUGUCCUGGGUUGCCAUGCUAGCCACCGCCAUUGCAAUAAUAGUAUUGAGCCCAAGGCCGGUCGCUACUGAGCUCAAGUGGUGGCAGAAGUCCCUGUUUUAUCAGCUGCAGCCAGACCUGUUCAUGGACAAGCAGGCCGACAGGUCGGAGGGCAUCAAUGCCCUGUGUGAGCAGAUUCCCUACCUCAGGGUCUUGGGUAUAGGUGCUCUUAUCCUGGACGGACUGUUUGAUAAGGGGGCAGCUACUGUAAACCUCACGGCAUCUCAUGAAAAGUUGGGGACUUUGCCUCAGAUCCAGCAUCUGAUCACAGAGAGCAACAAAGCAGGUCUCAGAGUGGUGCUUGACUUUUGUGGCAUGGAUGUCAUUGGACCUCAGGAUGUAACAGACAAAUCGUCGACAAACCACUCAGCUACAGAACACCACGGACUCCGGUUCUGGUUGCAGCAGGGUGUGGCAGGCUUCGCAAUCUGUGACACAGAUGCGACAUACUCAGAAAAGACUCUGCUGGAGUGGAGGAGUGUCCUCACAGAAUUCAGCAGUAAGGGGGAGGAAAGGAUUGUGGUGGUUAAACAGACCAGAGAUGUACUGCUUCCUAUAAACAACACUACACUGGUAGAUGUGGUCAUGAGAUCAAUUCUACCCUCUUCAAACAGCCUCCUGUCUGCAACAGAAGUUGCUAAUGCUAUAGAGAAACACCUGCAAUCAAGAGAAGGCGACAUAUGGCCCAGCUGGACAAUUGGAGGUAAAGUCUCUCCUGACUUGAAGAAGUUGCUCCUGGUGCUGAUGAUGACACUGCCUGGAUCACCUGUAGUCCAAUAUGAUGAAGACCUGGACCGGAGACAGAACAUGUCUCUGAGAGUCGGCUCAUCCACUGCAGCGAGCACACCAUCAGACAGUCAGACAGACAAGGAGAAGAGAAAGCAUCUGGCUGUAGCUCUCUUUAGCUCUCUCAGUCACUCCAGAGCCAGAGAAGAAGCUCUACUGUAUGGCAGCUGCACUUUCCUCCCCUUCAACGCCUCCACUAACGCCUCCUCCUCCUCAAAUUUGUCCCCUUCACCUCCUCCUGUCCUGGCCUUCCUGCGCUCCUGGGGUUGUGUCCAUUUUCUCAUCCUGCUCAACGUCGGGCCAACACCUCAAGCUCUGGAUCCUGCCUGGGCGCCAAGGUUGCCCAAAGCAGGGGUGUUUUCAGCCAGCACGGAUAUGGACCGUUUGGGGACGACCACUCUGGACCUGCUGGAACUGCGGCCCCAUGAAGCCAUCGUCAUCAAACUGUUUGAGUCAGGAAGCUACUCGUAGAGCUUCUCUGAGGAGGUUUGAGAAUUUCUCCUCAAACAAUGAUAUAUGUUUGAGAGUUGGUUUUAAGUUCUGAAGAUAUGUGCUUAGAGGUCACUGAAAAUAAAAUUAGUCAGCUCUAAAACCACACAGAGUCUGUUUAUAUCAACACAAGUUCACUGCUUAUAAACCACGUAGAAACAAGCUGUUAAAACUCUUUGGGUGUCAUGUACCUGUAAGACAUGGAUAAUUUUCCUGUUUUCACAACAUGAAAGAAUUUCAGAGAAGAAGCUGCAUCUGAGUUAACUUGAAUUUCACACUGAUAAUACACUGAAUAAUUUUGAAAUUUCAGCCUCAGUUUCUCAGAAUAAAUGCUUCACAGCAUAAACUAGGUAAAACAGCUGCUGUGGUUUUACUAUUAAUCAUCGUGUCAGAUCUGAUAAAACAAACCACACUGUGAGCCAUGAUUAAUCCUGCAUAUGAGUUCUCAUUUAUCGGGCCUUGUGGGGGACCUUUGAAUAAAGCAUGUCUGGAAAGUAAA
Molecule: messenger RNA, 2217 nt
Organism: Cheilinus undulatus (humphead wrasse)
Lineage: Eukaryota; Metazoa; Chordata; Actinopteri; Labriformes; Labridae
Product: 4F2 cell-surface antigen heavy chain
Exons: 10
Coding region: 144-1700 (518 amino acids)
Biological process (GO): carbohydrate metabolic process; amino acid transport
Source: RefSeq, a predicted model, not a curated record